UUCUGCUCUGUAAUCUGACCCUACUGAGGAAGGAUUGAGUGGGGAACAGGUGGCUGCUGAUGGAGAAAGUAGGGAACCAGUCCUUUCCCAAGCUCUCGCCCCAGGCCUCCGAAUUCACCUCACAGGGAGACAACCAGGGUCACCAGGACAGUGGAAAAAGCACAGGAUCAGGAAUCGGGAAUCCUGGAAUCUAAUGUCGGCUCCACCACUUGCCUGCUGAGUGACCUUGGGAUGAUGCAUUGACUUUGCCUGACGCUGAAGAUUUUCAUCAGUCUAAUGCGCCGCCAACAUGUUCAAUGAUUGCAAAUUGUCACCAUCUGGGGGAAACAGUUCCUCAUCAGAAACGUCACUUUCUCCAGCCGACUCCAAGCCCUCAGCAUUGCCUCUCACUGUCGAAAAUGUUAAGAAACUGGAGCAAGAAUAUUUGGCAACUCAGCAGCUUCCUUCCACUAGCACGGUAGAAGAGUACAUCGAGCAGGCUAACCUCUCACUUCUGCAAAACCAGAGCUCCGUCCCCGAAACGCUCUGGGAGGAAGAAACUCCAGCAGACUUAGACACCUUGAACCAGUCGGAAAUUCCAGAAGAGGGUGAAGUUGUAAAUGAGGAUCUCUUUCUGACACCCAAACCGCUUGAUGACAAGGAGGAUGUUGAAGGAGCUCAGACUCAACCAGAAAAGUCUGAAAUAGAGCUGGGUCCAGAAACGUCUAAGAAAGUAACUGUGCCAAAAACUCUGUCAUGGGCACCGCAACUUCUCAAGAAAUCAAGGGAAUCCGAGACCGACACUUCCAGUUCCCAUCAGCAUUUUAUCCGCCAAUCCUUAGAUGGCAGAAAAUACCAAGUGGAGGAUUUAGCGACCCAGACAGAUUGGAGUUAUCCAUCUUUCAGUGAGCAGCCCACAACCUCAUGGGCCAGAGAAGAAAAAGGGAGUGUAAGUGAAGAGGUCCUGAAUGUCUGCGGGCCUGAGGACAUUGACAGAGAAGAAAGCACGUUGUGGGACGAUGACACAGACGUCAUCGAUACCUUUUCUAGAUCGGAAAUAUGGGAUUCUAAUUUGGAUCUGGUGAGCAGCAGCAUUUUCCAGGUUCAUGUACCAACCAAUGAGGAUCAAUUCCUUGAUGACGACGAGUUUUAUAGCAGCUGCGAGUUCUGUCAACAGACCAUCAAGCCUUUCCCGUCUGUUCAUGACCUGGAAACAGCCCCCCUGGAGAACUUUGUGUGUUGCAGAACCUACCAGGAGGUGUUCAAGGGCCUGGUGCGAGAACUAAUGCUGUCCCAGACAUCCAGAGAGACCAUCAAUAUCGCCCCUCAAGUUCCCCUCUCGCAAGACUUGUUGAAGACCGAAACCAGCCUGAAGCUGAAUCACUUGUUAAAAGAGAAUUUUGAUGAGUACCGUAUAGUUUUUGAUCGGCUGUUGAAGUAUCGUGGCAAGACCAUUAUCUCAUUUAAGCUAUCGAAAGGUCUAGCGGAUCCCACCUAUGUCAUUUCCCAUGCUGCCUCUCCUAGUCUCCCUCUUCCUUCUCCCCCCACCACUGAAGAUCUGCUUGAAGUAGAGCCCAUGUGGGAGAAACAGUACUUCCAGAAGCAGCGAGGUACUGACACCAUCAGAAAAUACCCCAGUGGGAAGAAAUUCUUCAUUUUCUUUCAAGACGGGUCAGGCCAGGUUUACUACCCUUCGGGGAACUUGGCUGUGCUGGUGAUCUCGGGGCCACCGGAGCAGUUCACGUACAUCCUCCUGGAAGACAACAUCCGGGGAAUGGUGCGUGCCGUCCUCGGCCACAGGGGACACGUCACCUGCUACCGCCCGAAUGGCACCAUCUGGGUGAAUAUCAGUCCCAGUUUGGGUUUCUACUUCAGUGAGGAGGGCUUCGCGCCAAAAACAUGGAACUGGUGGGAUCCCAGCCACCAUGUCCACGCCCCACCCUUUCAGCCUAUUUAUCUGAAACUCAACAACAACUUGGAGAUUCGCAUCCAGGCCCAGGAUCGAGUGUUCAUCACCUUCACCCACCACCUCCACAAACUCCAUUUCAAUGCGGGCACCAAACUCAGGCUGAAGGACCCCGAGAAGCUGCCCCUGCUGAAGCUGCAGGACAGGCUGGACCCUUUCCUCCUUGGCUCCAGAGCCCAGAAGAUCCAGGGCCUCGUGGACCAGAUGCAGCGGGUCCUCAAGGGCCUGUCGUGCGCCGAGCUGGACAGCUUCCUGAACCCCUUGCCCCCGGUGCCCUUGGUGGAGCAGUUCCUCCGCCGUGGGAAGCUCAGCACCUUCUGCUAGCGGGGGGAGCCCCCAAAACCCCCCGGCUCUUUGAAGACGGACUCUGGGUUUAGGAUCCGCUCGGGCUGGCGCAAAGCCGGGGGCGGCAGACUGUGUGGAAAGAGCCACUCGGGGCUCGCCCAGCUCUGCCCGCCCGGGCCUGUGGAGACCGGAGACCGGGCGGGCUUUGCCGAACCUGAGUUUGGAGGGCUGCAACAUACGAAUUCCCAUCUUCCUUG
Molecule: messenger RNA, 2487 nt
Organism: Ornithorhynchus anatinus (platypus)
Lineage: Eukaryota; Metazoa; Chordata; Mammalia; Monotremata; Ornithorhynchidae
Gene: ERICH6B
Product: glutamate rich 6B
Exons: 16
Coding region: 290-2269 (659 amino acids)
Source: RefSeq, a predicted model, not a curated record